Messenger RNA from Homo sapiens (human), 5803 nucleotides. It is a transcript of the gene ELFN1, whose product is annotated as extracellular leucine rich repeat and fibronectin type III domain containing 1. Gene Ontology annotation, cellular component: membrane; dendrite; axon. The transcript is spliced from 4 exons. The record is from RefSeq and is a predicted model, not a curated record. The coding region runs from base 2454 to 4940 and encodes 828 amino acids. NCBI's taxonomy places the organism in Eukaryota, Metazoa, Chordata, Mammalia, Primates, Hominidae.
AAUCCCGGGAGCGAAGUUAGAGCUUGAAGGACGGCGGCGGCUGCGGGCGCAGCCCCGGAACCGAGGCCGGGCGGGCAGGUAAGCGGCGAGCGCGGCCGGGCGCUGAACCUGGGGGACUUGGGACCCGGACCACCCCCGGGGAGCGGCGCGGCCAAGCCCCCCGCCACCUCGAACCCCGGGCGUCCCCGAGUGCGCAGCGUGCGCCCCCAGCCCCUGCUGCGCCCCCAGGCCUGGCGCGCGAUCCGAGCGCAGCGGGCAAAGUUGGAGGAACUUGGCGGCGGCGGAGCGGGCGCAGGCUCAGCCCGACAAAGCCCGGGGGCCCGGGUCGGGGUCGCUGCCGCAGCCCGCACGCUGCCCCGUGCCUCCGAGAGGUCCCUUCCCCAGCGCCUCUCUCCCUUCCGUCCCCCUUCGCCGUCCGCACCCUGCCCGGCGCCCCCCAGACGCGGCCCCCUGCCCUUCCCUUCCCGGAAAUUAGGGGGCUGUCCUCACCUCCUGGCCGAGUCGCUGACCCCUCCCCAGGCUCGCAUCGCCCUCCCUGCUGGGCCGCCCUCCCCCCGACGCUGCGAGCCUCCUCGCUCCGCGCGGGGACCGUCCAGUCACGCACGGGGAGGGGUCACAUUCCUCGGUCCCAGCCCCUGAGUCCAACCACUGGCGGGGGGGUGGGGUGGGGGGCUUCGCUCCGAACUGAACUUACUGGGUGCUUUCCACCCCUCGCCCCACCUGGAGUCCAUCCUCGUCCUCGUCCCUCUGGGGGCUGGGAGGAGGCUGCCAAGCCUCCGUGCCCCAACCUGCCUCUAAAGACAAGCGCCCCCAUUUCCAUCCUUUGAAACCUGCAGGUCACCUGCUUGAUGCUGAGGGUGGGGCGGGGGGCACUGCCUGCCGUACCGCACACCGCCCCCCCCCCCAUAAAAACGACACCCUCUGAGAUGAAAAUCCGGCUUUUCCAGGUCUCAGCUGUGUGACCUUGGGGCAGGUGAAUCUCAGAGCCUCAGUUUCCACACCUGUGAAAUGGGGCUAGGAUGAUCAUGCCUUCUGAAAAAAACGAAGGCUUAGCAGAAAGGGUCGAGGCCGGCCGAGCCAGGUGUGCACGUCCUCAAAAAGCCUCCGUGCCAGCACUUUCCCUUCCUGCACACCCGGAGUGGGGCCUCUUUGGACCCUGGCUUGGGCUGGCUGCCUCUGCCGCUCAUUCCCUCGAUUGGGCUAAGGGCUGUGCGGAGAGCCUGGGGACAGAAGCUGUGGAGGGACCGGGAGCCAGGAGCAGAUGUAAAUGGCAAAUCUCCCCAUAUUGCCUCUCUCAGGGGCUGCCCCCUAGAGAGGCCCCCAGCCUCCAAAGAGGUCCAGCUUGCACCCAGCCUUGGGGGAAACCCCAUUGGGUUGGGCAUAGGUUGCUUGAAAAGCAUCAACAUGCUCCUCUUCUCUGCCUGGCUGGCCCCCUGGCCUCCUGCCCCCUGGGUCCCUGCCCCUGCCACCUUUUAAUUGAACAAGCAUUGAGAAGACUGGCUUACAGGUCCCAGCCCAGGUUUGCGCCCCACUCCACCAAAGCAGGGGGACAAACUCCAGGGGGCCGUGUGUGGGAGGGGGUCACCCCCUCACCUGGAUUUGAGGGGGUUUGGAGCCCAGCCAGGACCCCAGCACUUGGGUCCCUCAUUUUCCUGGGCAUACGGUGGUCAGGGAGUUCUGAUCCCCACCCCUAGUGGGCAGAAGACCUGGGGGUCUCCAAGUCAGAGAUUGGGGGCCAUGCCCCUCCCCCUGUCCUACAGCCAGCUGUGCAGCCCCCUCCUCCUCGGCCGCAGCAGGACUGCUGUGUGCGUAUAAUUCAGGAUGAUACAGCAGGCUCGGCAGGCAGCUCCCGACUCCCAGAAAAGCCAGUGGGCACCUGAACCAGAGCCACACUCCUGAGGCCUGAGACAGAGUCUCCCUGUGUUGCCCAGACGGGUCUCAAAUUCCUGGACUUAAGCGAUUCUCCUACGUUGGUCUCCCAAAGUGCUGGGAUUACAGGUGCAGCUGCCUUGGCGACCAUUUGUCCUACAGUUUGUCCGGACCCAGGCUGUCCUUCUGUGUGCUGGAAUGAGGCGAACAUGUCUUUGAGCCCAGCAGGGAGGAAUCCUCCAGCCUAUUCCUCGCUGGUGCAUCAGGUCGUUGGCGGGCCCUGACACACAACAGGAACGUCGGAGCAGGAGGAGUCAGUGGAGCCAUCAGGACACCCAGGCCCAUGGGGCAGGAGGCCUCGGUCACCACAGGACUGGGGCGGAAGACGAGAGGCGGCCGGCCGUGAGGGAGGCGCCCUCCCUCCCCGCGCUUACGUCGCGCGGCCAUGCGGUUUGGGACAGGACACCCCUGAGAGUGCAGGCACCUCCCCCUCCCGCCCCUCCAUCCCUCUGGGGGCUGGCGCCUGGCCCCCCACCUGGUCCCCCUGGGCAGGCUGAAUUGGGGCUCCCUGCAGGGCGGUCCCGAUGGCCGGGCGUGGGUGGGGCGCGCUGUGGGUGUGCGUGGCGGCCGCCACCCUGCUGCACGCUGGCGGCCUGGCCCGCGCAGACUGCUGGCUGAUCGAGGGCGACAAGGGCUUCGUGUGGCUGGCCAUCUGCAGCCAGAACCAACCCCCCUACGAGGCCAUCCCACAGCAGAUCAACAGCACCAUCGUGGACCUGCGGCUCAACGAGAACCGUAUCCGCAGCGUGCAGUACGCCUCGCUCAGCCGCUUUGGCAACCUCACGUACCUCAACCUCACCAAGAACGAGAUCGGCUACAUCGAGGACGGCGCCUUCUCGGGCCAGUUCAACCUGCAGGUGCUGCAGCUGGGCUACAACCGGCUGCGCAACCUCACGGAGGGCAUGCUGCGCGGCCUGGGCAAGCUGGAGUACCUGUACCUGCAGGCCAACCUCAUCGAGGUGGUCAUGGCCAGCAGCUUCUGGGAGUGUCCCAACAUCGUCAACAUCGACCUGUCCAUGAACCGCAUCCAGCAGCUCAACAGCGGCACCUUCGCCGGCCUGGCCAAGCUGUCGGUGUGCGAGCUCUACAGCAACCCCUUCUACUGCUCCUGCGAGCUGCUGGGCUUCCUGCGCUGGCUGGCCGCCUUCACCAACGCCACACAGACGUACGACCGCAUGCAGUGCGAGUCGCCGCCCGUCUACUCCGGCUACUACCUCCUGGGCCAGGGCCGCCGCGGCCACCGCAGCAUCCUCAGCAAACUGCAGUCAGUCUGCACCGAGGACUCGUACGCGGCUGAGGUGGUCGGGCCCCCACGUCCAGCAUCCGGGCGCUCACAGCCGGGCCGCUCCCCGCCGCCCCCGCCUCCGCCGGAGCCCAGUGACAUGCCCUGUGCCGAUGAUGAGUGCUUCUCCGGGGACGGCACCACGCCACUGGUGGCCCUGCCCACGCUGGCCACGCAGGCCGAGGCCCGCCCCCUCAUCAAGGUCAAGCAGCUCACUCAGAACUCGGCCACCAUCACCGUCCAGCUGCCCAGCCCGUUCCACCGGAUGUACACCCUGGAGCAUUUCAACAACAGCAAGGCCUCCACCGUGUCCAGGCUGACCAAGGCCCAGGAGGAGAUCCGUCUGACCAACCUGUUCACGCUCACCAACUACACCUACUGCGUGGUGUCCACCAGCGCCGGGCUGCGCCACAACCACACCUGCCUCACCAUCUGCUUGCCCCGGCUGCCCAGCCCGCCUGGUCCGGUGCCCAGCCCCUCCACGGCCACCCACUACAUCAUGACCAUCCUGGGCUGCCUCUUCGGCAUGGUGCUGGUGCUGGGCGCCGUCUACUACUGCCUGCGCAGGCGGCGGCGCCAGGAGGAGAAGCACAAGAAGGCCGCCUCGGCAGCCGCAGCUGGCAGCCUCAAGAAGACCAUCAUCGAGCUCAAGUACGGGCCAGAGCUGGAGGCGCCCGGCCUGGCCCCGCUGUCCCAGGGCCCGCUGCUGGGCCCCGAGGCCGUGACGCGCAUCCCUUACCUGCCUGCGGCCGGCGAGGUGGAGCAGUACAAGCUGGUGGAGAGCGCGGACACCCCCAAGGCCAGCAAGGGCAGCUACAUGGAGGUUCGAACCGGGGACCCUCCGGAACGCAGGGACUGUGAGCUGGGCCGGCCGGGCCCCGACAGCCAGAGUUCGGUGGCCGAGAUCUCCACCAUCGCCAAGGAGGUGGACAAGGUCAACCAGAUCAUCAACAACUGCAUCGACGCGCUCAAGUCCGAGUCCACCUCCUUCCAGGGCGUCAAGUCGGGGCCCGUGUCCGUCGCGGAGCCGCCGCUGGUGCUGCUGUCCGAGCCGCUGGCCGCCAAGCACGGCUUCCUGGCGCCCGGGUACAAGGACGCCUUCGGCCACAGCCUGCAGCGGCACCACAGCGUGGAGGCCGCCGGGCCCCCUCGUGCCAGCACCUCGUCCAGCGGCUCCGUGCGCAGCCCCCGCGCCUUCCGAGCCGAGGCCGUCGGGGUGCACAAGGCCGCGGCCGCCGAGGCCAAGUACAUCGAGAAGGGCUCCCCCGCGGCCGACGCCAUCCUCACUGUGACACCCGCGGCCGCCGUGCUGCGGGCCGAGGCCGAGAAGGGUCGCCAGUACGGCGAGCACCGGCACUCGUACCCCGGCUCCCACCCGGCCGAGCCACCUGCGCCCCCCGGGCCACCGCCGCCGCCUCCGCACGAGGGCCUGGGGCGCAAGGCGUCCAUCCUGGAGCCACUCACCCGGCCGCGGCCCCGCGACCUCGCCUACUCGCAGCUGUCCCCGCAGUACCACAGCCUGAGCUACUCCUCCAGCCCCGAGUACACCUGCCGGGCCUCCCAGAGCAUCUGGGAGCGCUUCAGACUGAGCCGCCGGCGGCACAAGGAGGAAGAGGAGUUCAUGGCCGCGGGCCAUGCCCUGCGCAAGAAGGUUCAGUUCGCCAAAGACGAGGAUCUGCACGACAUCCUGGACUACUGGAAGGGCGUGUCGGCCCAGCACAAGUCCUGAGCCCCCCAAGACCGGCGAUGCCCACUGGACCAAAAAGGAUGCAGGAUCCACCCAGAGACUCAGCACCAAACCCAACACACGCACGCCACCACAGCAACUGUGACAGCGGGGGGCCCUGCAGAGGCGAGGGGGGAGCGAGUGGGGACAGACAAGGGGGACACGUCCCGAGCUCCUGUGGCCGGUCCUGGGAUGCGCUUGUCGCCCCGGGUGGCACGUGUCCACACACACACACACACACACACACACACACACGAGGGACUUCGGAAAACUGUGUCUUAGGGAUGGGGGGUGGGGGUGGGGAUUUUUUUUUCAUUAUCUUUCCUCUUUUGAGUCUUCUCUGCCUUUUCUUUUCCUCUCUAUCUCUUUACUUUCUUCCUUUUUUAAAAAAAUAUAAUAAAAGACAAGUUAUUUUAAAAAGACAUAAAAUGCCAUCCGUGGGGGGUGUGGCCGGCGUGGCCACCUCGGGGCCCCUCACGUGAUCUCCUCGGUCCGUGGUUUUCUGUGGAUUCUCUGUCCAGUCCGUCUCUUCAUUGCCGCCUCCGGAGUCCACUGCAGAGGGGCAGAGUGAAUGCCGGCGGCCAAGUGGCCUCCGGGACAGGUCCUGGAGCCCUGCUGGACUCAGGGUGGGUGGAGGCUGUGCCUGUGGACGGCCGGGGUGGCCAGGACGGCCAAGGGCUGGGAGGCACGUCCCCCAGCCCAGCCCCCAUGUACACUGUAGUCGUUCUAUUGUACAGAAAAAAAUAUUUCUAUAUUUGCAAUGUUUGCUGUAAAAUGAGAAAGAAAAAAAGACUAUGUCUACUAAAAAAAAAAAAAAAAAGACUAUGUCUACUUAAAAAAAAAUCUGCAAAGGAAAACAAAUCAAA